AUGUGUGAGAGUAUUUUUAGUAGUUUAACAUUGAUCGGAUUUGCAGAAGAUUCAAAAACCUUUGAGAAAUGCGCCGACGAAUACUUCGAGCUUCUCGAUGUCGAUAAAGACGGAGUGCUUUCAAAGAAAGAGAUUCGAAACGGGUUAAACAGAAUUGUGGCAUUAGAAUCGGAAGUGCAGACAGGAGAGGAGAUCAAUGAGGUUUACAACAAUAUUUUCGAGAGAUUCGAUAAAGAGAAAAAGGAGGGGAUAAACCGCAAGGAGUUCGAGUCGCUAAUGAAGGAGAUCAUGCUUGCAAUGGCAAGAACUUUUGGCAAGUCUCCGGUGAUAAUGUUUGUUCAUCAAGAUGGAUUUGUAAUGAAGGCUGUUCAACAUGAAUUGGUCAAGAAUGGUAGGAGUAAAUAG
Messenger RNA from Carica papaya (papaya), 405 nucleotides. Its product is annotated as Calcium-binding EF hand family protein. The record is from RefSeq and is a predicted model, not a curated record. Lineage: Eukaryota; Viridiplantae; Streptophyta; Magnoliopsida; Brassicales; Caricaceae. Gene Ontology annotation, molecular function: calcium ion binding.